CCACCCGCCCCGUCUGGCAUGGAAGCAUUCGCAGAACACGACACAACCUCCUGUCUUUCCAUUCCUCAACCCCCAAAGCACCUCAGAUCAGAUCCGAAUAUAGCACCACCCACAUAGCGCACCAUCAUCAUGACGACGACCAUCACCAAUGAUCGCCCUGUGCUUACCCCAAUCAACGUCCUAGCCACGAUCGCCGUACCAGAACUUUAUUCUCUGCCGCUCACGCCUCCCGCGUCGCCCUCAAAAGACCGACACCUUCGGCAACUGCUGCCGAGGUUAAGCCUCUCGCACGGCGCUGCCGGCGAGAUCACCCCGCCUACGUCACCGACCAAGGCGUACUCUGAGAGGAGAGUUUGCCAAUUUCUGAAGACGGAGAGGAAGAGUGUGAAAUAUCGCUCUGCGGAUAUUACGCUCGAUUUUCUGCUUCCUCGGGCGGGCGUGGUAAAUGUCGCACCGAGAAAAUACACCGCGCCGCACAUGUUGGAGAAGCACCACGCGUACGUUGCCGCAUCUGAUUUCACCCACGAUGCGGCUAAACCUGCUACGGAGUGUAAAUCCUGCAAAGCACACCUCGGUGCAAUCCAGUUGGCUUUCCCUGCCAUUCCAGAUGAUAACACCGUUCUCGCUUGUGCCGCAUGGCUUUUCGUACUCUGCAAGGUCGAUGACUUGUUGGAGACGGAUGAGGAGGUCGUUGAUGUUGGUGAGAUCGUAAGAGCGAGUCUCGAGGUGUUGAAGGUCGAAAAAAGCUUGGAGGAGGCGCUCGCUGAGGCGAUGCAAGAAUUAGUCUUCCUGGCUCCGAGGGCGAGGGCGGAGAGCAACGCUUCUACUAUGUCGGGAGCAAGCUCGAUCUUUUCGCCGCCUAUGUCGAGGUCGUCUUCGAUGGAUAUGUCUGCAUAUGCGGAGAGUGAGGCUAGCGAGGUUGAUGGCACGAUAUUGCCCCGCGUCUUGCACAUCUUGAACCAGAUGAAGCGACACCUCGAGGAUCUUCUUCCUGAGACUUGUCUUCCUCGUGUGUUCCAGGCACUUCGUCAUGUAUUCGAGGGGUUCACCCUUGAGAACGACUUCAGGAACAUGAAAAACGAGUGGAGGACCGUGAUGGAAUACACUGAGAUCCGUGCUCGCACAAUCGGCGUUGCGCCCUUCUUUGCUAUGCUCGAGGCGGGAUAUGGUGUGGUCGAACAGUCGGACGUUGACAAGUUGGCGGGACUGCGCCGCUUCCUCACCACGCUAGUGGGUUUUCAAAACGAUCUCGUUGGUCUCGAAAAGGACGUCGAGACGAAGGAAGGCAUGAACCUUCUUUUCGUCCGCCACCGCAAGAAUGUAGACACCGUCGCACAGUUGAACGAGGAUGUCGACGGCACGGUCCACGAACACAACGGAACCGUUGAACGCGUCGUCAGGGAAUGGCAUGGGUUGAUGAAUGGAGAUGUCACCGAGGGCGUGCAGGAUAUGGCCAACUGCUUGGUCGGGUUCGUAAAGGGACAUUUGAUUUGGGCAACAACGGCGAAGAGAUAUCAGGUGGAGUAGAUGUGUUUCAUUUUUGGUAUUGGCGUUAAUGGUCCGUGGGAUAUGGGAAAUGGGAAAUGGGAAACGGUUAUGGGUAAUGAGGCGUU
Molecule: messenger RNA, 1613 nt
Organism: Saitoella complicata NRRL Y-17804
Lineage: Eukaryota; Fungi; Ascomycota; Saitoellomycetes; Saitoellales; Saitoellaceae
Exons: 1
Coding region: 130-1527 (465 amino acids)
Source: RefSeq, a predicted model, not a curated record